Messenger RNA from Protopterus annectens (West African lungfish), 1395 nucleotides. Its product is annotated as vomeronasal type-2 receptor 26-like. The transcript is spliced from 4 exons. Gene Ontology annotation, biological process: G protein-coupled receptor signaling pathway. Bases 1 to 1395 code for a protein of 464 amino acids. Gene Ontology annotation, molecular function: G protein-coupled receptor activity. Gene Ontology annotation, cellular component: membrane. The record is from RefSeq and is a predicted model, not a curated record. NCBI's taxonomy places the organism in Eukaryota, Metazoa, Chordata, Ceratodontiformes, Protopteridae.
AUGAACAAAGCUGGAGAAGAGAUAUUUUUUGAUGUUAAUGGGGAUCCGCCUGCAGUAUAUGACCUGAUUGCUUGGUACCUGAAUGUAAGUGGAGAAUCUAAAUAUGUACACGUGGGAAAAUACGACUCUGCUGCUCCUUCAGGACAAGACCUUGUCAUCAGAGAAGAAGCGUUGAUGUGGAAGGAUCAUGAAAAGGUCCCUGUUUCCAUCUGUAGUGAAAGGUGUGGCCUUGGACAUCAUAAAGUAUUUCAGUAUGGACAACCCCCAUGUUGUUUUGACUGCAUUCCUUGCUCACAGGGUGAAAUCACAAAUAUUAGUGGUGCUCAUGACUGUAUUAAGUGUCCAGAUGAUUCAUGGAGUAAUAAAGGACAGGAUGAGUGUAUAAAGAAAUUCAUCGAGUUCCUGUCUUAUCAGGACUUCCUUGGAGCAAUACUGACUACCAUCACUAGCAUCACUGCACUGCUUCCUGCUUCAGUAUUAAUUAUUUUUGUUAAAUACCGUCACACUCCUAUUGUAAAAGCGAACAAUCGAGAACUGAGUUAUAUUCUACUCAUCGCUCUUGUCUUGUGCAGUCUUUGUUCUCUGAUUUUUAUUGGAAAACCCACUGCAUUAAUGUGUAUGCUCCGCCAGACUGUCUUUGGUAUAAUGUUUGCUCUUUGUGUCUCUUGUGUACUGGCUAAAACCAUUACAGUAAUCAUAGCCUUCAAGGCCACUAAUCCAAACAGUAAGUUAAGAAAAUGGAUGGGGCCUGUACUUCCUGGUUGCAUCAUCUGUUUCUGUACAAUGGUUCAAGUCACUCUGUGUGUAGUGUGGCUGUCAACUACACCUCCUUUUCCUGAAGAAAACAUGAUAUUCAAACUAGAUACAAUAAUAAUAGAAUGUAAUGAUGGGUCCAGUAAUGCUUUGUGGUGGCUGUUGGGUUACAUGGGCCUCUUAGCCAGUAUAAGUCUUGUGGUAGCUUUCUUAGCCAGGACACUGCCGGACACUUUCAAUGAAGCCAAGUUUAUCACAUUCAGCAUGUUGGUGUUUGUCAGCGUCUGGCUGUCCUUCAUCCCUGCUUACCUGAGUACCAGGGGAAAGUAUAUGGUUGCUGUGGAGAUAUUUGCCAUUUUGUCUUCCAGUAGUGGUUUAGUUAUAUGUAUCUUUAUUCCAAAAUGUUACAUCAUAUUAGUCAGAUCUGAAAUGAACACCAGGGAGUAUUUAAUAAGAAAGAGAGCCUUUACCGGUGACAAAGUAUUUAACUCUCUUGAUGAAGCCCUGGAUUUUGUACAAAAGAAGAAGCUAUUAACUGGAACAGACUAUAUGGAUUGGUCUGCAACAAUCUUAAAAAUACAAGCAGAAAAGAACUGUUGGUCUACUAAAGAAAAUACAAGUAAAAAGUUUAAAGGGAAGUAA